GCUCAGUGUUUAGUAACGCUUCCUUCCAGCUAGAACACGAACUGGUUGCUUAUUCGUCUUGCGAACGCGCACCGUGCCGGACGUUACGAUCUCGCGCAAGACAAGGUGCCCGAGCCGUCUGUUGGCUGUUGGUAGAAAGCGUAGUGCAGUGCAGGGUGGAUUGUGGCGCUAGCGAAGCGUUACCAAAUUCGCGAUCGUGCCGUUGGUGGUGCAGUGCAGUUACGAAAGACGCGGUGCGUGCCAUUCGCGUGUCAAUGUAAAAUUCUACACAGAAAUAAGCAACCACGGUAAUUGCCUGCUUGCUUGAAGGUGUAGAAUGAAGCGACACUAUUACGUGCAGAAAAUGAAUAGCCAGGAAAAGUUGGGUGGUGAAUCGGCCGGUAACGAUACGGCCGCCGGCAUCUACACGAUCACGGUGCCGCGAGUUGAAGUGGCAUUUCCGCGGGCUGGCGAAGAACCCGUCGGCAAGAGUUCUCCGAGUCCUACGUUUACCGCGAUUCUGCAACGACCACCGAAGAGCGUCGUUGACUUUGGGACGGUCAAUAUUUACCAGGAUAGUGGCAGGUCGGGCCACGGGAUGGAGGGUGUUAAGGGAGGUCGUAGUGGUGCCCUCGCGGACGGUAAGAUAGUUGAUCCGUCCUUCGAUGAUAAGAGCGAUAACAGUAGCAAUCUGAGUGUGACGACCGCCAACGACGAGGACAGUGAUAUAAUAUCCGAGUACAUCGGGCAUUACGGCCGGUGGCAGUUUGGGUGGACGUUCUUGCUUUGUCUGUUCCAGAUUCCUACCACAUUUCACAUCUUCUGUUUGGUGUUUCAGGCGGCUGCCCGUGACUUUUGGUGUGCUCGGCCAGAACAUUUGGCUUCCGUACCGCUGGAACUGUGGCGAAACCUCACGCAAGCAACAACCGCCAGCCAGUGCAGUGUGCGGGCGGCACCGUACGAACAUCUGACGGUGGACAGCAUCCUCGAUUACUUCCAGGGUGCAUCGAAUGCAACCGACAGCGAGCGUAUUGCCUGCGGUGCGUACGAGUACGAUGACACAGUGUUCGGUCAAACGAUCAUCGCCGAGUUUGGGCUCGUCUGUGACCGGGGCCACCUGAUGAGCAUCGUGGAGAUGUGCUUUCUGGCUGGUGCUGCACUUGGAAGCGUUGGAAGCGGAUGGAUCUCGGACCAGUUCGGGCGACGGCACACGCUGAUGGGGUUCGCUCUGAUCCAGGGUGUUACAGGCUUUGCGCUCGGGUUCGUGACGUCGCUCCAGCUGUACAUGGGACUUCGGGUGGUGAUCGGGUUCGCCUCGAUGUCGGUCGCCGUCGUUAGCUUCGUGCUGGUGGUCGAGCUGGUAAGCGGACGGUACCGCACGAUCAUCGGCAUCCUCAACAUACUUCCGGUGGCCUUGGCCUACAUCCUGGCGGCGGGUAUCGCUUACGUGGCGCGUGACUGGCGCACGAUGCAGUUCGCCAUUACCGUGCCCGGGCUGCUGCUCGUCACCAGCUGGUACUGGUGCCCGGAAUCUCCCCGCUGGCUGCUGGCCAAAGGUCGGCUGGAUGAACUCUGCCAACUGCUGGAGCGGGCCGCCUCCACCAACAACCUACAGCUACCGGCCAACUAUCGGAAAGCGUUGCUGGUGGAUGGAACGGACGCGGGCUACGAACCGGAAGCAGCUAUCUCGGUGGGUGACGUAUUCCGGCGCAAGUUUAUACGCACCACGCUCGUCAUGAUCGUCGUCUGGUUCGGCAUCAUACUGAUCUACUUCGGCAUUACGCUGCAUCUGAGCAAUCUUGGAGGCGAUAUCUAUCUGAACACGGUCAUUGCCGGUUCGGUCGAAUCAAUUGCCAUCUGUCUCAGUAUCGUGGUGGUGCUGAAGCUCGGACUGCGGAUUAAUUUAUUCCUCUACAUGGUCGUCGCCGGAUUGUCCUGCAUCGUGAUGAACUUCGUGCCGGAUGGUAACCUCUGGCUGAUAAUUACGCUGGCGAUGAUCGUCAAGUGCUGUGUUGGAGCGUGUAAUGCCAUCAUACCGACGUUUACCGCGUACCAGUAUCCGACGACGAUGCGCAACCUUGGCGUUGGCGUGGGGAACUUUGCUGCCGGCGUGGCGCUUAUCAUUGUACCGUACCUGUGGCUGCUGGAACACGUCGAUCAGUAUCUGCCGAUGACGAUUAUGGGUGUGUUCAGCAUUAUCGGUGCCCUUUCGUUAGCCGUGCUGAAGGACAAACUGAGCAAAAAGUAUCGUCAACACAAGCAGGCCAAACAAGCGUCCACCAUCAACAAGCAGCAUGCUGCGAUGGCAAACGGUGAUUCGCAACGGCGCGUUGAUUCACAUCACCCGUACGAUGCGGCAGAAACGGCCGGAAUCAGCAACAUUGGAUUUGCGCACAACGAAAGCAUAUUCCUGUGAGGCUUGCUUUUGCUCUCUACGUAGUUGUGGUGCACAACAGAACAACGGCAACAAAUGACAGUAACGGUUAGGGUAUACGGUUUUGGUAGAAUAUAGUUUGGAGAUUUCUAAUGCAGCUAGAUGGUAGACUCAAACGGGCUAGCUGGCAAAUAGGAAACACUCGUCAUAUCGUAUCGGCUCAUCACAAAAUUUAAAGCUAGUAUUUAAAUUUACCACCUGUGGCAUUAGGUAACAAGCAAAACAAACAGGUUGAUAUUAGACGUUAGCACAAAGGUUAAACGCAAUAGGGAGGCGCUCGCAUUCAUGACAGUAUUUCGAACGGGUCGAAGGAUUGGUGUACAAAUAACGUAGAACACAAGCCCUAUAUACGGCUUACCAGCAUGGGAACAUCGCGAUCGCAACACACACGAUGAAAAACCACAAAGAAAGGACAACACACACACAAUGUGAUAAUAAAUGCUAUACCAUACGUCUGGUACAUUCAUGUAGCAAUGUCAAAAGCUCCGAUAAAGGUUGAAGCAAACAGUUCAUGGACAUGACAUGUAUUUGAGGAUGUUUGUAAGA
Molecule: messenger RNA, 2959 nt
Organism: Anopheles stephensi (Asian malaria mosquito)
Lineage: Eukaryota; Metazoa; Arthropoda; Insecta; Diptera; Culicidae
Product: organic cation transporter protein
Exons: 7
Coding region: 317-2395 (692 amino acids)
Biological process (GO): transmembrane transport
Cellular component (GO): membrane
Molecular function (GO): transmembrane transporter activity
Source: RefSeq, a predicted model, not a curated record